CCAGCCGUCUGGUUUCCUAGGAAACAAAAUCUUGGCUAGAAAUAGUGAAUCAUUUCCAGGUCACUUUCAACAUGGAGAGUGGAGCAGGGAAGCAUUGGACUGAGGAGGAGGUUAAAGCCUUGUUAAGCGUCUGGUCAGAAAAAAAUAUCAGAAAGCAACUGCACGGCACCCUGAGGAAUAAAGGAAUAUUUAUCUACAUUGCUAAAAGGUUACAGGAGUUGGGAGUGUGCAGGGACUGGAAACAGUGCCGCGCAAAGUACAAAAACCUGAAGUACGAAUACAGAACGGUUAAAUAUGCCCACAACUCUGGGGAUGUCACUAAAACCAUGAAGUUUUUCCAUGAUCUGGAUGCCAUAUUGCGAUAUGAGCCUGUCACACAAUUAGCAGCAGAAGAAAACGGCAGGUGUUCUGCGACUGAGACGCAGCUGAACACAAGCCCCACAACAGACAGCAUGCAAGGUGAAAUACCAGUUUCUUUAGAAGAUGAUGAGGAUGCUCCAGGAGAUCCACUACUUUUUAUAUCUCAUGCCAGACCAGUUCAACUAGUACUCUUCUCCUCUCUAAUGUCUGAAGGACAAAGAAGCUCAUCAGUUGUUCCCAAAGGUGUUACAGGUAAUCCAGCGUCAGCAGUAGAGGCUUCCAAACCACCGGCUUUUAUUCCUACAGUAGCAAAUGAAGGAGGAAAACACUGGACUGUUAAUGAAGUCAGAGCUUUGAUACACAUAUGGUCAGACAAAAAUAUCCAGCAACAACUAGAGGGGACAGUGAGAAAUAAAAGAAUAUUUGAACAGGUUGCUGCUAGACUUCAAAAGUUUGGAAUUGACAGGGACUGGAAACAGUGCAGGACAAAAUACAAAAAUCUGAAACAUGAGUACAAGAGCAUAAAAAGUGCCCAAGACUCAGGGAGUACAAGUAAAAGUAUGAAAUUUUUUAAUGAACUGGAUGCUAUUCUGGGGCACUGCACCAUGGAACAAGCAAGUAAAUCAGAUAAUGAUGAAAGUGAGAGGCCUUCAGAAUGGACAGAAGCAAAAUCAGAAAAGGAUUCCUUAGAAAUGCCUGGAGACACAGGUGAAGAGGACUCUGUUAGUAAUAUGUCAGAAGACCUACAGGUUGCAGAUACAAAGAAAGUUUCUGAUUCAGAUGAUGUUACUGUAAAUACUACUCCAGAGAAUCGGGCAGCUCUGCAUAUAAUGAAAGAAACAGCUAUGACAAAAAUCCUUGAAGAUGAGGGGGACUUUGCCAACUCCACCCCAGUAGCUCUGGAAGCUACACAAGUAAAGAAGGAGAUGAUUGAUAUAGAUGAUGAUUCUAUAAGCACUACCUCAGAAGACAGAUCUUGUACACCAGUAGCAAAACGGAUGGUUGGGACAGACAAUCACAUUCCCUUGGAAGAAGCACAAAAUCACUUUAAAGUUAUUACAGUUAAUGAUACUGGAGCAGGAAAACACUGGAGUGAUAAUGAAGUUAGGGCUCUGAUAAACAUAUGGUCAGAUGAAAAGAUACAACAGAUGCUUGAAGGGGCCACAAGAAAUAAAGAAAUAUUUGAGGAAAUUGCCAGAAGGUUAAUGAAACGUGGUAUAGACAGAGACUGGAAACAAUGUCGCACAAAGUACAAGAACUUGAAAUAUGAAUACCGUGCACUGCAGAAAGAAAAUGAGCACCUUGGAAAUCCCAAAAGAAAAAUGAGAUUUUAUGAUGAAGUUGACUGUAUCUUAAGAAGACAGCCUCUCGGAACCUCAGGCUGGGGAUGUGAAAGCUCAAGUCCCCUAUCAGUUUCAGUGGCAGAUGCUGCAGCAAACACGGGAUCUUUGAGUAUCAAGAGGAAAACAUGGAAUGAUGAAGUGUCACCUGUUCCACUUAAGAAAAGUGCUUCUGAAAACACCAUAUUCCACUUCCAAAAACUGUUAACAGAGAGAGUGCAUACAGUAACAGAAGGCAAAAAGUUACUGUUUGAAAGGCUUUGUAAGCAGGAAGAAAUGCAAGACCUCAACAGAACACAGCUGUAUGCUGAUCCAUCAGCCGUACAACAGUGUACUCCAGCAAAACAACUUUCUGGAUCUCAGUCAUGUUUGGGCAUAGACCUACACAGCCCUGCCAAAGCCAGGGAACUACCACAGGACUGCAGUGGUUUGGGAGAAGAGCCUUUCUUAGACCUAGAUCCUCAACAGACAACAGAAGAGCCAGACCAAGUCAUCAUGUCCAUGCAACUAAUCCUGGGAAUCUUAACAUAAAUUACAUCAUGAAAACGUUCCAGCUUGAUAAUCAAAACCACGUAAUGAUGGCAAGAGCAUCAAUCAUACAAAUAACAGAGAUUUUUUUUUCUCCCUCCUCAAAUAUCUGCAUUAUUGCCAGAGGGCCAUUAAGAUUAGUAUGAGGACAAAUCUGUCUCCUUCCCAGUUUGCAAAUAGCAGUACUGAGAUUUUUGAGUUGUAGCAGACAAAUGGAACUAUUACCACUCUGACCUGCAUUAAAAAGCUUCAUUUUUCUCUAAAGCACACUCAUUCACUAAGAUGAAUGGGUCACUUCACACAUCUUUGAUAGCGGUGUUAUUUUGUAAAGUCCUCUGAAUGCCUUUUUAGGUUAUUGGAGAAACUGUUUGGGCCAAAGGCUUUGAGAAUGAGCUUCAGGAAGGAGAAAUGCUUGCAAUGAUGGUGGAUCCACAAGCACUAUCUGCAUAAUUGGCUUUAAAGACUGCCUUCAGAAUCAUCCUUUGUUUCUUACCAGCUAGGUCUCCUUUGAAUUGGCACAAGUAUCCAUAUGGCCAAGUGGCUAAACAACUGAUUUACAUUAAAACUAAUCUAAUAAAAAGCCCCUCCAAACAACCCUGCUUUUUUUUUUUCCCCCCAAGGGAAUGGUAAUGCAAGACAUAGCAGAUAGUGAAGCCAGGAGAAUUUAUAUGAACUGCACUACCCAGUGAUAACACAG
Pseudopodoces humilis (Tibetan ground-tit) is the source of this 2925-nucleotide messenger RNA. The record is from RefSeq and is a predicted model, not a curated record. Lineage: Eukaryota; Metazoa; Chordata; Aves; Passeriformes; Paridae.